AUCUUUGCAAAAUGUUGCAGAGACAGUUUUUCCUCCAGGUCUCCGAGGCAACCGUCAAGAGAGCCAGGAAAAAGCUGGGUUGGAUAAAAAGCGGGCCAAAAUACUGUCAGUUGGUCAAAGAGAAGAACCGAGUAGCCAGGCUGACAUUCUGCCAAAAAGCCAAUAAUUCCAAUGAUAAUUUUUCCAAUGUCAUAUUCACCGACGAGUCUUCGAUUUGGAUGGAAUCGCAUGCAAAAAUUUGUUUCCGACGAAUUGGGGAACUCCCAAAGCAUAAACCAAAAGUAAAGCAUGCGUACAAAAUUCAUGUCUGGGAAGGGAUAAGCACACGUGGUGCAACCGAUAUCCUUCUGUUUACAGGUAUAAUGAGGAAAGAAUUUUAUGUAGACAAAAUUUUACGUGGCCAGCUCCUGCCGUUUAUCAGCGAAUGUUUUUCAGAAGGAAAUUACAGAUUUCAACAAGACAAUGACCCAAAGCACAAAAGUAAGUGCAUGCCAUAGGCCGGCACCUAUAGGCUAUACUGAUGAUUUCACAAAACGCACAUGAAAUCUUAAUGACGUAAUAAUUUAAUUGGCCAGGCUCGAAGGAAUUUCAUGACUGGUUGAAUGUUUUCUACAAGUUAAACACUGCAUGAUCAACACUAUAGAUAAGAUUAGUAAGUCAGAAAAUCAGUAACUGAUUUCUAGAUCUUAUACAGUUUCUAUAUAACGUUUCCCAUUUUGUAUCGUUUUAGGUCACCUUGCUAUCGAAUUCUUGGCAAAGGAGAAAAUUAUUUAUUGGCCAACUCCUCCUCAGAGUCCAGAUCUAAACCCGAUCGAGAUGGUUUGGCAUGAGAUGAAACACUAUCUUCGCAAGUACGCAAAACCGAAGUCAAAAGCGGAGUUAGAACAAGGCAUCUACAAUUUUUGGGCUACUAUGACUCCAGCUAAAUGUGCUAAAUAUAUUGGACAUUUAAGAAAAGUUGUCCCUGAAGUAAUCAAAAGGGACGGCAGAGCAUCAGGAUAUUGA
Paramuricea clavata is the source of this 1005-nucleotide messenger RNA. The record is from the annotation of a GenBank genome assembly. NCBI's taxonomy places the organism in Eukaryota, Metazoa, Cnidaria, Anthozoa, Malacalcyonacea, Plexauridae.